AUGGCUUUCAGGCGCUCACGCAACCAUUCUGUGGGUCUUCGUGGACGCCGGUCAGUCUCUGCUCAUGCCCAUCCUUCAAGUGCACCCAAAAGAAGUCGUAGUCGUUACGAAGGUGGUGCAUCUGCACCUGCCAAUGAGAAUGAGGAAACUCGUGAUUCACCGCUUCCGCCGAAACGAUCUCGAGAAACUACGGAAGAGAUCACAACUACUACAACCGUGACCAUUGAUCCAAGCCGUAAGAAGCCAUCUCAGGCAAAAGUGACCAUUAGAAGAAGCAUGAAUAGGAGCAUGUCAGCGAACGACAUCCUUAAUCAGGAAAAGGUCACUCCUGGUGGUCCAAGAACGCCGUUUGUACCUCGAACGACCAGCACACUGGAGCUCCGCACCCCUCGAAAUGUAGGAUCGUGGACCAAUGGAAAACCGAUUGAAACUCGUCCCCAUCGAUUCCAGCCGCUUUCUACAUAUUUUAAGAUAACCUCUUGUGAUGUCUGCCAUGGUGGCAUCAACUUUGCUGCAAAGCCUGCUUACAAAUGCUCUGAUUGUCUUCAGCUUGCCCAUGUUUCCUGUUCAUCGCGGCUUUUGCUACCAUGUGUGCCUCGCUCAAUGAUAUUCCCGCGCACACCAAGCAAAAGGAAUGUGCAGAUCUAUCAGCUACAGGAAUUCUGUCCUUCAACACCACCUAUGAUUGCGUAUCCUAUCAUUCACUGCAUCGUGGAUCUAGAAAACCGCGGUUUGAGUCGAGAGGGUAUCUAUCGAGUCCCUGGAAGAAAGGAUCAUGUGCAAAGUGUCUUGAAUGAGCUACGAACAUCACGUGGUAUCCCUAAGUUACAUAUCCAAGAAACUGAAGUUGUAGCCGAUGUCGUCAAAGCCUUUCUUAGAGAUCUUCGAGAUCCACUCAUACCUAAGUCAUCUCGAGAGGAGUUUGUCCGUGCUGCUCAAACAGACAACAUCUUAGCGUUGAAUGUAGCAAUUUGUGAUCUGCCGCAACCGAACAGAGACACACUUUCUUAUUUGAUGCUUCACUUGCAAAAGAUCGAGGCGCUGAAAGAAUUGAACAAAAUGACCUUCGAGAACAUUGCACGUUGUAUGGCUGUGGCAAUCAUGGGACAACCAGCUCGAGAACGCGAUAUUCAAUUGGCUGCUGACCUUGCUAGGGAGAAGGAACGUUCUGUACUGCAAAUGUUAAAAAUGUCGGAGGAUUAUUGGCGCCAGUUUUUGGAACCAGGUGAUGCCCGGCCUGAAGCCAGUGGAAAAGGACGAACGCCAGCAGCUCCAACUACACCAUUUGCGCCGUCUUGCGUAGAUAGAAGUAUGCUAGGCCCUGUUACCGUAUCGCCAGCCGCGCCGAAUCUUCUGAGACCAAUUCCGAGACGUCCACAGAAGUUCUUUGAUAGCCCUAUGUAAUUCUUCUAA
Molecule: messenger RNA, 1413 nt
Organism: Cylicocyclus nassatus
Lineage: Eukaryota; Metazoa; Nematoda; Chromadorea; Rhabditida; Strongylidae
Source: the annotation of a GenBank genome assembly